Engraulis encrasicolus (European anchovy) is the source of this 2252-nucleotide messenger RNA. RefSeq names its product neurofilament heavy polypeptide-like. NCBI's taxonomy places the organism in Eukaryota, Metazoa, Chordata, Actinopteri, Clupeiformes, Engraulidae. Bases 34 to 2184 code for a protein of 716 amino acids. The transcript has 35 exons. The record is from RefSeq and is a predicted model, not a curated record.
GUGUUGGUGCUGGGUUUCAUUGCAGUCGACGUCAUGAGGGGUCCAGUCUUGGCUGUGCUUGUCAUCCUGCUUAAUGCACUAGUAUGUGAUGUUUCCACCUCUCCAGUUAAAGGGGUUUCUCCAGGCAAAGGGAAGGAUCAACAAAUGGUUUCCACUUCCCCGGCUAAGGAGGUUUCUCCAGGCAAAGGGAAGGAACAACAAGUGUCCACUUCUUCGGUUAAGAAGGUUUCUCCAGGCAAAGGGAAGGAUCAACAAAUGGAUCAACUGAGUGAAGAUGAUUUGAUUGAUUCCAAAUCGCAAAUUCCCUCGGCCAAGAAAACCCCAAAGCCUACAGUGUCUAGUUCUCCGGUUAAGGUUUCUCCAGGCAAAGGGAAGCAUCAACAAAUGGAUCAACUGAGUGAAGAUGAUGUUUCCAAAUCACACACUCCCUCGGCCAAGAAAACCCAAAAGCCUUCAGUGUCCAGUUCUCCGGUUAAGAAGGUUUCUCCAGGCAAAGGGAAGGAUCAACAAAUGGAUCAACUGAGUGAAGAUGAUUUGAUUCAUUCUAAAUCAAAGACUCCCUCGACCAAGAAAACGUCAAAGCCUAAAGUGUCCUCUUCUCCAGUUAAGAAGGUUUCUCCAGGCAAAGGGAAGGAUCAACAAGAAGUGUCCAGUUCUCCGGUUAAGAAGGGUUCUCCAGGCAAAGGAAAGGAUCAACAAAUGGAUCAACUGAGUGAAGAUGAUCUGAUUGAUUCCAAAACAAACACUCCCUCGGCCAAGAAGACUCCAAAGCCUAAAGUGUCCAGUUCUCCGGUUAAGAAGGUUUCUCCAGGCAAAGGGAAGGAUCAACAAAUGGAUCAACUGAGUGAAGAUGAUUUGAUUGAUUCUAAAUCAAACACUCCCUCGGCCAAGAAAACGCCAAAGCCUACAGUGUCCAGUUCUCCGGUUAAGAAGGCUUCUCCAGGCAAAGGGAAGGAUCAACAAAUGGAUCAACUGAGUGAAGAUGAUGUUUCCAAAUCACACACUCCCUCGGCCAAGAAAACCCAAAAGCCUUCAGUGUCCAGUUCUCCGGUUAAGAAGGUUUCUCCAGGCAAAGGGAAGGAUCAACAAGAAGUGUCCAUUUCUCCGGUUAAGAAGGGUUCUCCAGGCAAAGGAAAGGAUCAACUAAUGGGUAUGGUGACUGGCUAUUGGUCAAAUUAUUACUCAAGGAUGCUUUGUUAUCAACUGAGUGAAGAUGAUCUGAUUGAUUCCAAAACAAACACUCCCUCGGCCAAGAAGACUCCAAAGCCUAAAGUGUCCAGUUCUCCGGUUAAGAAGGUUUCUCCAGUCAAAGGGAAGGAUCAACAAAUCGAUCAACUGAGUGAAGAUGAUUUGAUUGAUUCCAAAUCAAACACUCCCUCGGCCAAGAAAACGCCAAAGCCUACAGUGUCCAGUUCUCCGGUUAAGAAGGUUUCUCCAGGCAAAGGGAAGGAUCAACAAAUGGAUCAACUGAGUGAAGAUGAUUUGAUUGCUUCCAAAUCGCAAACUCCCUCGGCCAAGAAAACGCUAAAGCCUACAGUGUCCAGUUCUCCGGUUAAGAAGGUUUCUCCAGGCAAAGGGAAGGAUCAACAAAUUGAUCAACUGAGUGAAGAUAUGAUUGAUUCCAAAUCAAACACUCCCUCGGCCAAGAAAGCACCAAAGCCUGCAGUGUCCAGUUCCCCAAUUAAGAAGGUUUCUCCAGGCAAAGGGAAGGAUCAAAAAGAAGUGUCUUCUCCGGUUAAGAAGGUUUCUCCAGGCAAAGGGAAGGAUCAACAAAUGGAUCAACUGAGUGAAGAUGAUGUGGUUGAUUCCAAAGCAAACACUCCCUCGGCGAAGAAAACACAGAAGCCUACAGUGUCCAGUUCUCUGGUUAAGAAGGUUUCUCCAGGCAAAGGGAAGGAUCAACAAAUGGAUCAACUGAGUGAAGAUGAUUUGAUUGAUUCCAAAUCGCACAGUCCCUCGGCUAAGAAAACGCCAAAGUCUUCAGUGUCCUCUUCCCCAGUUAAGAAGGUUUCUCCAGGCGAAGGGAAGGAUCAACAAGAAGUUUCCAAGUCUCCGGUUAAGAAGGUUUCUCCAGGCAAAGGGAAGGACCAGCAAAUGGGCUCCACUUCUCCGGUUAAGAAGGUUUCUCCAGGCAAAGGGAAAGGCCAGCAAAUGGGCUCUCCUGCUCUCGGCUCCACUAACUAGACUGGCCUGCCCCAUUGUCACUACUUGACUUCAUUUGAUGUAUGACCUUUUGUGCAUAAAAUUAAAAA